Molecule: messenger RNA, 2746 nt
Organism: Adelges cooleyi (spruce gall adelgid)
Lineage: Eukaryota; Metazoa; Arthropoda; Insecta; Hemiptera; Adelgidae
Product: G patch domain-containing protein 2-like
Exons: 11
Coding region: 947-2179 (410 amino acids)
Molecular function (GO): nucleic acid binding
Source: RefSeq, a predicted model, not a curated record
GUGUAGCUUAAGAAGAUGGCCGCCGCGUUUUUGUUUGAUAAGUAUCUUCCCCGUGUUAAUUUUUAUCAGUGUCCGGAACCUGGGUCUGAUAACUCCUUACACAGAAAAGCGUAGUCGUUUUUUUCCAAUAUAGCUGCCACAGACGUGCAUUGAUCAGCUGACAUAGUUCUAGAGAUUUUCGUGUGUAAAACAUCAUUCCUGUGGCCGCCAUACUGGAAAAAAAAGACUACUUUUUUCUGUGAAGGCAGUGGACUAGAACUGGCUAUAAUAUCGUUGUUGCAGUCUAUGCAACCAUUUUUUUUCCACUUAAAACAUGAAAGUGAAUAGCGACGUUAGGGAUUCAAAUUGAAGCGACAAUGGUGCACCGACAAUGUCGCCAUUUCAAAAAUAAAAAUAAAUUUUCUGAAUAGAAUAAGGCCAUACUGCUAUCUAACGGAGAACGUUAUACUAAAGAGACGCAUUUAUAUAUUGUAUGCAUGACAAAAUGGAAAAUUUACAUUUAUUGUCAUGAAAAUAUGUACCUACGUUAGUUCAACGAAGGGUGAUCGAACUUGGGUUAGUACUUGGCUUCAAUCAGCUGCAAGGCUUUGAUAAGAAACAUUGAUAUUCCACUCCAAAGACUAGGUAGCAGCUGCAGCUGUUACCGUUGCCAUUUUUCGUGGUGGCUGUGCCGACACCAACAAAGAUAACAAUAAAAGUAGCCAAUUAAAACAUAUAGGUAUUCUAUAGGUACAACUUUCUUUGUGAGUGAUGAAUGUUAUUGUUGUUGCUUUCCAUAGUAUUAUCAUUUAUCAAAUAACAUAGAUCGCCGUCAACAUGACUGCUACAAACAAAAAUUUGGUUACCGAUGUUACAGUUCUAGUGGAAUAAGGUCGGCACAGAUUCAAAGAACCAGAAGAAGCGGGAUGACCACGACCGUUUGGCGUUAUGUCUUUUAAAGUAUAGAAUGGAUAAAGUAAACAAAUUCAUUCGACCAAUAGGAUUUAGAAGGCGUACUAGGUCAGCCAGUAGUAUUGCAUACCCAGGUAGCAAAGUGCAAAGUGAUGACUCAAGUAGUAAUUCUAAAGACGUAGGCGUUUCAAGUUUAUACCAUAGCGAUUCAGACGAUAUAAGUGGUGCUCCUCAACCAGUUCCAUUUGCUUUAAUUUCCAAACAUAUAAUGAAUCUAGAAUCAGAUUCUGUUAAUGAAAACUUUACUCCUGGUCGACCAUUUACAAGGAGGAAGCGAAAGUUCAAAAAAAUGAUAGUCGAUCCUGACAUCAAGUUCAGUUCUCGAAUAGCUAGUGGCUGUGCACACAGCAGUAUUGAAAAAAAAAGAUUAACACGUCAUUCUGUCAGUAUGCCUAGGUAUAUGGAAACAUCAAAACUACUUAAAAAUUGUGGGUCAUUAAUUCUGGCCAUGGGUAAAAGAAAACGUAGUAAUCGCGAAACUCUUACUAUUAAUAGUCUUCAAGGCACUUCCAGUGCUAAGGCGAUGGAAAUCGACAUUGCAAGUAGUUCGAGUAGUUUGAGUUCAUCUGAAAGCGAAGCUGGGAUAUUCACUAACGAUGAAGGCCAGGAAGGUGACGACGAACAGAGCGAUUGGGUUGGUAAUUCUUGUGGCGCUGGAGGUAUAACUGAUGACGAUAACGAACCUUUAAAAAUUGAUUGUCAAAAACUAUUAUCUAUUAGUCUCCAAAAUAGUAUUACCAAUGAAGGAGGACGAGGACCAGGACGAAUUCCAUUAUGGGCUAGAAAAGCUGGUGAUAGGGAAAUUCGUGGUGGAUUAAGAAGAGUACGUUCUGUAAAACCCAGUUUUUCUGUUUUAACGUCUGCUAAUGAAAAAGUAUCUCGAUUUUUACGAGAUCCCGCUCAGUCUGAACUAAGAUUACACCCAAUGCCAAAAAAUGAACAAGACCAACUGUCACACUUAGCAGAAAUGUACUCGCUUCACAUGCAACUGAAUGAUUCUCCAAAAAAAGGAGUCACUCUGACCAAAACUGAUAAUACAAUUCAGAUGGAUUUAGAAACUUCUUUUUCCCGACUUAACCCUUCUAAGGACCACAAAAGAAAAAAAUCAGCUUCCUCGGAGUUGACUCUAGGUUUACAAGCAUUGCACAACCAGGCAUGGCAACCAAUUGUUCCAUUAGAUAAACCAUGUACAUCAACCCAGGCUGACGACUCAAGUCAAAAUAACUAACAAUGUGAUAUCUAACAAUCUUAAAGGCUGGAAUUAGAAAAUUUAGCUUUCAGCCUCUUGAUGACUAGAUGUUAUUGGCGACACGUAAUUGGCCACAUAUACGUGGCAUACCUAAUUGUUUACGAUUACAGAUAACUACAACAAUUUUCUAUUAUAUUCAAAUUACCAAUUUAUUAAGUCAUUACUUUUAAGCAAAUUCAACUUAUUUUGUAUACAAUAUGAUACAGGCAAAUGCCCUAAUUUUUUUUUAUUUUAUAAUUUUCUUCAAAAUUAUGUUUUUAUAGAACUUUUGACUUGCCCAUUCUCAUUCACAAGCUUACAAAUUACAAUGUAUAAUAGCCAAUAGGCUUUACCUGUUGUACUAUUCCUAAUACCUUGGCCUAUGCUAGUCUAGUUUUUAAUAUUAAAAUAUAUGGUUAAGAAAAGGCUAUAUUUUAAUAUUUUUUGUAUAUAUAUUUAUAACAUAACUUUUAUGUAUCUUUAAGUUCUCGUAUUUAGGAUUCCACUUUAUUGUUGUACUGCUUUACACAUUAUUAUUAUCCAUUAUAUAUUUAUUUUUUAACUACC